Paramuricea clavata is the source of this 519-nucleotide messenger RNA. The record is from the annotation of a GenBank genome assembly. Lineage: Eukaryota; Metazoa; Cnidaria; Anthozoa; Malacalcyonacea; Plexauridae.
AUGAAAAAGUGGAGAGACUCAAAAGAUCUGUACUUGGCAAAGCUUUUGGACACCGGAUUAAAUGCAGUUCCUCCUUCCCAGCAGCAAUUUAGCUCCAUGACGGAAUUGGAAUUUACAUCAUGGUUAAAGAAACAAAAUCUGAAUACAACUUCUGUGUCAAAGAAAAAGUAUGUGUUAAAUUAUUCAUCAACAUCGUCAGAGAGUACAACAGAAUGUACUAAUAUCUUGGUGUUACCACUAUCCCUUGAGAAUAAUGCCACUAUCACUGGAACAGCUUCUGUACUGGAAGAAUUUGGAAAGGAAUUCAAUAUCCCAUGCAACCAUGCGAGAGUUGUUUUGCCGUACAAUGAGAGAAUGAAAACAUUUAAUACUGACGAUGCAAGAAAACAUCACGAAUUUUUGUACUUGCUACAAGAACACAAGAAAGACAUGGAACAGCUUAUGCAGCAACUGUCAAAUAUGGAAAAGAACUUACCGAUGGAGAUGACCCAACAGAAGUGGAAAGUGCGAGGAAAUUGA